Messenger RNA from Centropristis striata (black sea bass), 2177 nucleotides. RefSeq names its product aldehyde dehydrogenase 1A1-like. Gene Ontology annotation, molecular function: benzaldehyde dehydrogenase (NAD+) activity. The transcript is spliced from 14 exons. The record is from RefSeq and is a predicted model, not a curated record. Bases 64 to 1737 code for a protein of 557 amino acids. Lineage: Eukaryota; Metazoa; Chordata; Actinopteri; Perciformes; Serranidae.
GGUAUAUAAAGCUGCUCGGCGGCUCUCUGGUCCACUGACGGUGAGGAGGCAGACAGCUGCAACAUGCCUGUGACCGGAGCGGGAAUCCACCAGACUGGAGGCAAACCAGCAGCAGCCACUACAGAGGCGAAGCAUGCCAACAUGAACUCCCAGUCCGACAACGGCCACCAGCAGCAGUCUGAUAUCGGCUGCAACCACCAGGGUCCAAACCAGAACCACAAACAACAGCAUGCAGACGGACCUGAGAUGCAGGCCCUGCCAAUGCCGAUCCCAGACCCCCCUAUUCAGUACACUAAGUUGUUCAUCAAUAAUGAGUGGCAUGAGUCCUGCAGCGGGAGGAAGAUUCCUGUGUGUGAUCCGGCCACAGGGAGUCUGCUGUGUGAAGUGGAGGAGGCUGAUGCAGAAGACGUGGACAAAGCAGUGAGGAGUGCCAGAGCCGCCUUCCAGAUGGGCUCACCGUGGCGGUCCAUGGACGCCUCAGACCGAGGUCAACUACUCAACAGACUUGCUGACUUAGUGGAGAGAGAUCGGCUACUACUGGCAACACUAGAGGCUCUGGACUCUGGCAAAGUGUUUCUCAUGGCGUAUUUUGUGGAUUUGAUGGCAACAAUCAAAACCUUGAGAUAUUAUGGAGGCUGGGCCGACAAGAUUCACGGCAAAACAAUCCCUGUAGAUGGAGAGUAUUUUACUUACACGCGACAUGAGCCCAUAGGAGUAUGUGGCCAGAUCAUCCCUUGGAACUUCCCAGUGAUGAUGUUUGCGUGGAAGAUUGCUCCGGCUCUGUGCUGUGGCAACACUGUAGUCAUCAAACCUGCUGAACAGACUCCAUUAUCAGCCCUGCACAUGGCUGCACUCAUCAAAGAGGCUGGGUUUCCUCCAGGAGUGGUGAACGUGUUGCCAGGUUAUGGUCAGACAGCAGGCUGCGCCAUUUCACACCACAUGGACAUCGACAAAGUAGCCUUCACCGGAUCUACUGCUGUGGGGAAGCUCAUCCAGAAGGCUGCAGGUGACAGCAACUUGAAAAGAGUUACACUUGAACUUGGCGGGAAAAACCCAAACAUCGUCUUUGCUGACUGUGACUUAGAGUACGCAGUGGAGCAGGCCCACAGUGGUCUGUUCUUUAACCAGGGCCAGUGCUGUCUGGCUGGAUCCAGGGUGUUUGUAGAAGAACCGAUCUAUGAGGAGUUUGUCCACCGCAGUGUGGAGAAGGCCAGAGGGAAAGUCCUGGGAAACCCAUUAAUGCCAGGAGUCGACCAAGGACCACAGAUUGACCAGAAGCAGUUUGAUAAGAUAAUGGAGCUGAUAGAGAGCGGGAAGAGGGAGGGAGCCACGCUGGAGUGUGGGGGGUCUGCAUGGGGCCAGCAGGGACUUUUCAUCCAACCCACAGUCUUCUCAAAUGUCACAGAUGACAUGCGCAUCGCCAAAGAAGAGAUUUUUGGUCCAGUGCAGCAGAUCAUGUGUUUCCGUAGCGUCCAUGAAGUCAUCCAGAGAGCCAACGCCACACACUACGGCCUGGCAGCAGGAGUGUUCACCAACGACAUCGACAAAGCGCUGACAGUCUCCUCUGCUCUGCAGGCUGGCAUGGUCUGGGUGAACUGCUACAAUGCCAUGAGUGCUCAGUGUCCCUUUGGUGGCUUCAAGAUGUCAGGAAACGGGAGGGAACUGGGGGAAUACGCUCUUCAGGAGUACACCGAGGUCAAGGCAGUCACCAUCAAAAUCUCCCAGAAGAACUCAUAAUAUCACAUCACAGGACUGACUUCUUUGCGUCUUUUUAAUUUUCUGCCACCUCACGGCUUCACAGCUCACACGUUUUGCAAUAAUCAAAUACUUCUGAACAUUUACUCCAAUUUCUCCUGAGAUAUAACUAUUUUUUCAACUUCUUAUCAAUGUCGUGUCUCUGUGACAACAUUAUUUCUCUAGUGUACCCUCUCAGAUGUAUUUAACAGUUUAGUGGACAGCAUGUUCUCUGUAGUCUGUUAUGUGUACGUUAGCUUAAGAGAUCCUGUUUCUGUUAAGCAGUAGCGACUAAAAUAGCACUUUGCCAGAGAAGAAUUAUUUUAAUAGAUGUCAUACAAAAAAAUAGAAAGAUUUUAAACACUAUUUACAGGGAUUUCCAAAUGAAAUCAAUAAAUCUGUUGACCCAUAUAAAGAACCAGUAAACCUUACACUGAUUGCAA